UGAUUUAUGAAUCGAUUAGAUAAACCGUUAACACUAUUAAGUGUAGUCAUGAUUCUUAAUAGUAUCAAAUUACCCGCGAAUAUAUUGCAAAGGGACACAAGUCAUUAUUGUUAAAUAAAAUUUGAUAUUGUCACGCUGAAGUCGAGGGCGUUUUGCAUUUGUGUUGGGAUUUUUUUCUGUGCGGAUAAUAAAAUUAUCUAGGUCCCCAACUAAAUGAGUGAUGUGGCUAAUCCAAAGAAAACUACAAGAGUACGUCGGCAGCGGUCUAUAUAUCAGGUGCACUACUGCCUGGAGCGGCGCUGCGCCGAGGAGAUGAAGCCGCUGGUGCUGACCAGCGACCUGGAUGUGCAGGCGUACCAUUCGCAGGUGGCCGGGCACAAGAACACCGACCAAUACAAAUAUACAGUCGUAACAUGUAAAAAAUACUCUAGAUGCCACAUUGCACAGGACCCUUUAGUACUGUACAAUAGAAUUCUUCAAUGUCAAAAUGAAACAUCUUUAUGUGCAACCAGUUUCGACUUUUCCACCACUAUAAAAGCAUUGUGUUUAAAAUAUGGCACGGCUAUUCCAUACUUCUCGAAAAAUGAAUACCAAAAAGGCGUCAAUAACUCUUCGUCGUUGGUGGUAAGGCUGUCUGAUAAACACUCGGUGUCAAGUACCGACUGUCACCUAGAGUAG
This is a messenger RNA of Diatraea saccharalis (sugarcane borer), 678 nucleotides long. The record is from the annotation of a GenBank genome assembly. Lineage: Eukaryota; Metazoa; Arthropoda; Insecta; Lepidoptera; Crambidae.